GCCCCGCCCCGCCCCGCCCGCGCGCACCGCCGCACCUGCGGGCACUCGCCCGGGCGUCUGCGGGACCCGCGGGCUCCGAGCGCGCCGCCACCCUCCCGCGCCGCCCUCGCACACCCAGAUACCACUUUUAAAGAAGCCGAAGCGCUGCAGCCCACCGACGCCGAGCGAGCGCUGCCGGCUGAGGCCGUUGCUCUCCCUGUCUGCAGUUGAGCCCGGACCCUGGAAUAGAAAGACAGUUCUCGGUUGGACUGGAAGAAAGGGAAGGAAGACUCCUCUGUUCCCGAGGAGAGCGGAGCGGCUGCCCUAGUGAAGAAAUGAAGAAUCAAAGAAGUAAAGGACCUAUCCCAUAAUCACAUAACUAGGGAACCUUGAGGAGUCGCACACUUUCCAUCCCCAGUCACUGCUCCCCUUCGGGGGAGGAUCCUACUUGCUUGACAUAGAAGGCAAGCAGUUCUUGGCCUGUGAAACCUGAGUGGCAGUGCCUGGCUGUCAGUAUGCUGGCCCCAAUGUUGAUGGACAAGAUUAGCUUUGGCUCCAGGUUCCUGUCCUGAGACCACAGCAGAAAGUGCCUUGGAUGAAGGCUUGGACUCUGGAUCGUCUGGUGACUUCAACUGUCUGGUCUCAGGGUGGAGAACUUUCAUUGUAUGCCUAACCUGUGAGUCGAUGAUGAUGGUGCCUGUCCACUAACUGAACAACUGUGGUGUUCAACAUUCUGAGGCCAGGAACUGUUUCUGAAACACUCUACAGAGCUCAUAGAUGGGAGAAGUCUGGUGAGCACCCAGGGGAUCUAACUAGCAAGCUCUAAAAGGGUUCCAGCUGAAGUUUCUGAGCAGAGCAGUCGCUGUGGCUCCCUAGGCUGAGUUUCCAAGCUGCUGGUUCAUGCUGUUGACAAACUGCAGGAUGGUGCCCGUGGCCAGGCCGCUGUCGCUGCUCCUCACCUUCUUCCUCUGUGCCUGUGCUGAGACACCCCCCAGGUUUACACGAACUCCGGUUGAUCAGACAGGGGUCUCUGGAGGAGUUGCAUCAUUCAUUUGUCAAGCUACAGGAGACCCAAGACCUAAAAUUGUCUGGAACAAAAAAGGAAAGAAAGUCAGCAACCAGAGAUUUGAGGUAAUAGAAUUUGACGAUGGAUCUGGAUCAGUUCUCAGAAUACAGCCCUUAAGGACUCCACGGGAUGAGGCCAUUUAUGAAUGUGUGGCCUCGAAUAAUGUGGGAGAAAUCAGUGUGUCCACAAGACUCACAGUUUUACGUGAGGAUCAGAUUCCUAGGGGUUUCCCUACGAUUGAUAUGGGCCCGCAGUUGAAGGUGGUGGAACGGACCCGCACCGCCACCAUGCUGUGUGCAGCCAGCGGUAAUCCGGAUCCAGAAAUCACUUGGUUUAAAGAUUUCUUACCUGUUGACACAAGCAACAACAAUGGUCGUAUUAAGCAGUUACGAUCAGAAUCUAUUGGUGGUACACCAAUAAGAGGAGCCCUGCAGAUCGAACAGAGCGAAGAAUCCGACCAAGGAAAAUACGAGUGUGUUGCCACCAACAGCGCGGGCACUCGCUACUCUGCCCCUGCCAAUUUAUAUGUCAGAGAGCUGCGAGAAGUUCGCCGUGUCCCACCAAGAUUCUCUAUCCCACCCACUAAUCAUGAAAUCAUGCCAGGUGGAAGUGUAAAUAUCACCUGUGUGGCAGUGGGGUCACCAAUGCCUUAUGUGAAGUGGAUGUUGGGGGCAGAAGAUCUGACACCAGAAGAUGAUAUGCCGAUAGGAAGAAAUGUCCUAGAACUGAAUGAUGUAAGACAGUCAGCAAAUUACACCUGUGUUGCUAUGUCGACGUUGGGGGUCAUUGAAGCAAUAGCACAGAUCACUGUCAAAGCCUUACCCAAACCUCCAGGAACUCCUGUAGUGACCGAGAGCACAGCUACAAGCAUCACACUAACAUGGGACUCUGGGAAUCCUGAGCCUGUCUCUUACUACAUCAUUCAGCAUAAGCCUAAAAAUUCUGAAGAACCAUAUAAAGAAAUUGAUGGGAUAGCCACCACACGCUACAGUGUUGCCGGAUUAAGUCCCUACUCGGAUUAUGAAUUUAGAGUUGUUGCUGUCAAUAACAUUGGACGAGGCCCAGCAAGUGAGCCUGUGUUAACUCAGACCUCAGAACAAGCACCAUCCAGUGCCCCACGGGAUGUUCAGGCACGCAUGUUGAGCUCUACCACCAUUCUGGUACAGUGGAAGGAACCUGAGGAGCCAAAUGGACAGAUCCAAGGGUAUAGAGUUUAUUAUACAAUGGACCCCACUCAGCAUGUCAACAACUGGAUGAAACACAAUGUAGCUGAUAGCCAAAUCACUACUAUUGGCAAUUUAGUACCCCAAAAAACAUACUCUGUCAAAGUCCUGGCUUUUACCUCAAUUGGAGAUGGUCCUCUUUCUAGCGAUAUACAAGUCAUCACUCAGACAGGAGUACCAGGGCAGCCACUAAACUUCAAAGCAGAACCUGAAUCUGAAACAAGUAUUUUGCUGUCUUGGACACCGCCACGAUCAGAUACCAUUGCCAGCUAUGAACUAGUCUACAGAGAUGGGGAUCAAGGAGAAGAGCAGCGAAUCACCAUUGAGCCAGGUACAUCUUAUAGGCUUCAAGGGCUGAAACCAAACAGCCUGUACUACUUCCGUCUGUCUGCACGCUCUCCUCAAGGCCUGGGUGCUUCUACAGCUGAAAUAUCAGCUAGAACCAUGCAAUCAAAGCCAUCAGCUCCUCCUCAAGAUAUUAGUUGUACCAGCCCAAGUUCCACUAGUAUUUUGGUAAGUUGGCAACCUCCACCAGUGGAAAAACAGAAUGGCAUUAUCACUGAAUACUCCCUCAAGUAUGCUGCAGUGGAUGGGGAAGACUACAAGCCUCAUGAGAUUUUGGGAAUUCCUUCGGAUACUACCAAAUACCUUUUGGAACAGCUGGAAAAAUGGACUGAAUACCGGAUCACUGUGACUGCCCACACAGAUGUCGGCCCUGGCCCUGAGAGCUUGUCCGUGUUGAUUCGAACCGAUGAAGAUGUUCCAAGUGGUCCUCCUCGAAAAGUCGAGGUGGAGGCUGUCAACGCCACAGCUGUUAAAGUCUCGUGGCGCUCACCUGUGCCCAAUAAGCAGCAUGGCCAGAUAAGAGGAUAUCAGGUGCACUAUGUGAAAAUGGAAAAUGGCGAGCCGAAGGGCCAGCCCAUGCUGAAGGAUGUCAUGCUGGCUGAUGCACAGUGGGAAUUUGAUGAUACUACUGAACAUGACAUGAUCAUCUCUGGGCUACAGCCUGAAACUUCAUACUCCCUUACUGUCACAGCUUACACCACAAAAGGAGAUGGUGCUCGAAGCAAGCCCAAGCUAGUGUCCACCACUGGGGCAGUUCCAGGGAAACCCAGGCUCGUGAUUAACCACACCCAAAUGAAUACUGCACUCAUUCAAUGGCACCCCCCUGUGGACACAUUUGGACCCCUUCAGGGCUACCGACUAAAGUUUGGCAGGAAAGACAUGGAGCCACUCACUACUCUGGAGUUCUCUGAGAAAGAAGAUCACUUCACAGCCACAGAUAUCCACAAGGGUGCAUCAUAUGUCUUUAGACUCUCCGCCAGAAACAAAGUGGGCUUCGGGGAGGAAAUGGUGAAAGAAAUUUCCGUUCCAGAAGAAAUACCAACUGGAUUCCCUCAAAACCUCCACUCAGAAGGCACCACUUCAACCUCUGUUCAGUUAUCGUGGCAACCACCUGUCCUAGCAGAGAGAAAUGGAGUUAUCACCAAGUAUACCCUCCUGUAUAGGGAUAUCAACGUUCCUCUUCUUCCAAUGGAGCAUCUUAUUGUUCCAGCUGACACUUCUAUGACACUCACUGGCUUAAAAUCAGAUACUACAUAUGAUGUAAAAGUACGUGCUCACACGAGCAAAGGGCCCGGGCCAUAUAGUCCCAGUGUCCAGUUCAGGACACUGCCUGUGGAUCAAGUGUUUGCAAAAAAUUUUCAUGUCAAAGCAGUUAUGAAGACUUCAGUGCUGCUGUCUUGGGAGAUUCCAGAGAAUUAUAAUUCUGCUAUGCCUUUCAAAAUUCUUUAUGAUGAUGGGAAAAUGGUGGAAGAAGUGGAUGGCCGAGCUACCCAGAAGCUGAUUGUUAACCUGAAGCCUGAGAAGUCAUAUUCCUUUGUGUUAACCAAUCGUGGGAACAGUGCUGGUGGAUUGCAGCAUAGGGUAACAGCAAAGACUGCCCCAGAUGUGCUCCGCACCAAGCCUGCCUUCAUCGGGAAGACAAACUUGGAUGGCAUGAUUACUGUGCAACUGCCUGAUGUUCCUGCAAAUGAAAACAUAAAGGGUUAUUACAUUAUAAUUGUGCCUUUGAAGAAGUCGCGUGGGAAAUUCAUCAAGCCCUGGGAGAGCCCUGAUGAGAUGGAGUUGGAUGAGCUGCUUAAGGAGAUAUCUAGAAAACGCAGAAGCAUUCGUUAUGGAAGAGAAGUUGAAUUAAAGCCAUAUAUUGCUGCUCACUUUGAUGUCCUUCCCACUGAGUUCACCCUGGGGGAUGACAAACAUUAUGGUGGAUUUACGAACAAACAACUCCAAAGUGGACAAGAAUAUGUCUUCUUUGUGUUAGCAGUGAUGGACCAUGCAGAGUCUAUGUAUGCAACCAGCCCAUACUCCGACCCUGUUGUGUCAAUGGAUCUGGAUCCACAGCCAAUCACAGAUGAAGAGGAAGGCUUGAUAUGGGUCGUAGGUCCUGUCCUUGCAGUGGUGUUUAUCAUCUGUAUUGUGAUUGCUAUUCUUCUUUAUAAAAGUAAACCUGACAGGAAGAGGGCAGAGUCGGAGUCCAGAAAGAGCAGCUUACCAAACAGUAAGGAGGUACCUUCACACCACCCAACCGACCCAGUAGAACUGAGGCGCCUUAACUUUCAAACACCAGGUUCAGAUGAUUCCGGUUACCCUGGUAACCUUCAUUUUUCAAGUAUGGCUAGCCAUCCUCCAAUACCUAUCUUGGAACUUGCAGAUCAUAUUGAGAGGUUGAAAGCAAAUGAUAACCUGAAGUUUUCCCAGGAAUAUGAGUCAAUUGACCCUGGCCAGCAGUUCACGUGGGAACACUCAAACUUGGAAGUAAACAAACCAAAGAACAGAUAUGCAAAUGUCAUUGCAUAUGAUCACUCCCGGGUUCUCUUAUCAGCAAUAGAAGGAAUCCCAGGAAGUGACUAUGUGAAUGCCAACUACAUAGAUGGCUAUAGGAAACAAAAUGCCUAUAUUGCAACCCAGGGAUCUCUUCCUGAAACGUUUGGGGACUUUUGGAGAAUGAUAUGGGAGCAACGAAGUGCCACAGUUGUCAUGAUGACAAAGCUAGAAGAAAGGUCGAGGGUGAAGUGUGACCAGUAUUGGCCCAGCAGAGGCACAGAAACUCACGGGCUGGUCCAGGUGACGCUGCUGGAUACUGUGGAGCUUGCCACAUACUGUGUCCGGACAUUUGCACUUUAUAAGAAUGGAUCGAGUGAGAAGAGAGAAGUGAGACAAUUCCAGUUCACCGCCUGGCCUGAUCAUGGUGUUCCAGAGCACCCCACACCUUUCCUAGCUUUCUUACGGAGAGUCAAAACCUGCAAUCCUCCAGAUGCAGGGCCAAUGGUUGUACACUGCAGUGCCGGUGUUGGCAGAACUGGCUGUUUCAUUGUAAUAGAUGCCAUGUUAGAAAGAAUAAAGCAUGAAAAAACUGUAGAUAUUUAUGGCCAUGUAACUUUAAUGAGAGCCCAGAGGAAUUACAUGGUGCAAACAGAAGACCAGUACAUCUUUAUCCAUGAUGCACUGUUAGAAGCAGUGACAUGUGGAAAUACCGAAGUGCCGGCUAGAAACUUGUAUGCCUACAUUCAGAAGCUGACACAAAUAGAAACAGGGGAGAAUGUCACCGGAAUGGAGCUCGAAUUUAAGCGUCUAGCCAGCUCAAAAGCUCACACCUCAAGAUUCAUCAGUGCCAAUCUUCCAUGUAAUAAAUUCAAAAACCGCCUUGUUAAUAUUAUGCCAUAUGAAUCCACAAGGGUGUGCCUGCAGCCUAUCCGAGGAGUUGAAGGCUCUGAUUACAUCAAUGCCAGUUUCCUUGAUGGAUAUAGACAACAGAAAGCCUACAUUGCUACCCAAGGGCCCUUAGCAGAGACAACUGAAGACUUUUGGCGCAUGCUUUGGGAACACAACUCCACCAUCGUUGUGAUGCUCACCAAGCUGAGAGAAAUGGGCAGAGAGAAAUGUCACCAGUACUGGCCAGCUGAACGAUCUGCAAGAUACCAGUAUUUUGUUGUAGAUCCCAUGGCUGAAUAUAACAUGCCUCAGUAUAUCCUGAGGGAAUUCAAGGUCACGGAUGCCAGGGAUGGCCAGUCCCGAACAGUGAGGCAGUUCCAGUUCACUGACUGGCCAGAACAAGGAGUGCCAAAGUCUGGAGAAGGAUUUAUUGACUUCAUUGGCCAAGUCCAUAAAACAAAGGAACAGUUUGGCCAAGAUGGGCCCAUUUCGGUGCAUUGCAGUGCCGGCGUUGGAAGAACUGGAGUUUUCAUAACAUUGAGUAUUGUGUUGGAAAGAAUGAGAUAUGAAGGGGUGGUAGAUAUCUUCCAGACAGUCAAAAUGUUAAGAACACAACGACCAGCCAUGGUACAAACAGAGGAUCAAUACCAGUUCUGCUAUCGAGCCGCACUAGAAUACCUGGGCAGCUUUGAUCACUAUGCAACGUAGAAACCCCUGACCCCUUCUGGAUUUUUACUACAGGCCCUUCGCUAUCCAUGGAGUCUCUUCUGAGCCAUACAGGGCACUUGAGAAGUCCUUCUUAACUUCUAGCUAACAGCCACUUAGUGGGACUAUUACAAAACAAAAAAACAAACUCUUCCAAGUGGACCAAGAAUUCACAGUUUAAUCAUCUAACCUGAAAAAUAAUAACAAGAAUCCUGACUUAGGAGGCAUCUGAAGAAUUUUAUUUACAGAUACCUCAAGGAUUCACAAUAAAGGGAAGAAGAAAUGACAGCAAAGAACCACCAUCUUGUUCAGGAUUGCUUGAUAGGGACAGAGAGAGCUUGCCUGUGGGCCUCAGUUCAGCACAAGGAAUUUGCUGGUGUGGCUGCUCACAUAAGGUGGACUCUGCUUCAACAUCACCCCUUUCCCCGUGCCACUCAUACUUACAUUUUAGGGGUAAGGGUGGGGAUGUUUAGAAAAAGAAAGUCCUUGAUUUCAUUUUUAUGUUGUAAAGAUUCUGCUGACCUGUGCUUCAUUUCUAACUAUGUAAACUUUUUUUUAAACAAAAUGUAUCAUUCGAUAAAGUAAACUUAUAACGUUAAGUAAUUCUUCAUAUUUUUUUUAUUUCUAAAUUCUAGGUCUUUUUAAGCUGUAGAAUGGUUAUCUGUAAUAUCUUACUGUAGAAAUAUUGAAUAAUUUGAAACUUUGCACAUUUUUGUGCAAUGCUCAGUCUACAGUACCUGUCUCAACAGCUAUUACUCACAUGUUUUGUUUUGAUUAACUGAUGAGAAAGUGCCCAUUCUCUGCAAGCUUCAAGGGGAAUUUUGUUUUGCAUUGUUUUCUUUUAGGAAUCAACAGGGAGGCGCAAAGUAUAAAGUUGCUGCUAACAUGUAUAUAUACAUAGAUAUCUAUAUUUUAAGGGUAUCUAUGAAUAUAUAGACAGUAUGUCCACACAAAGAUUUAACUGCCAUUCGGUUCCUCCAUGGUUUAGGUUUUUGGGGGUUUUUUGUUUGUUUGUUUUAAUUUUUUUAUUUUUAAGUAUAGAAAGCGAUUGUAAACAUCUAUUCAAGUUACUUUUAGUAUUGUGAAACUUUAAUUUGUAAAGGGAAUUGAGGAGUGCACAUCAUUGAUUAUUGAGCCUCGCCCGUAACUUUCCGGCCUUGUAUUCCCCCUUCUAUCCAACCAUAUCCACAAAUACUGUUUUGUUAGCCAGGCUUCCGACAAAAUUCAAUAUUUCUAACACUCUAGUGCAAUAACAAUUGUUAAAUAUCUAAAAGGUGUGCAUGUGGGAAAGGUCAGUGCAUAUCCCUUUAGGAGGGAAGAAUGUUGUAAUAUAUCAGCUAUCAAGUUGUUGGGUUUUUUUUAAAAAAGUAUAUUCAAUCAUAUAUUGUCUAUAGUACGUGCUAUGAAAUUUGCAUUUAUUAUAUGUAACAGGGGCAAAGCCAAACUCAUGUUACUCUUUUCAGUCAGAAACAUGUUGUGGCAGCGGCGUUCCUGGGAGGCGCUGUGCUGUUUCAUUCGGUUUUAGUUCUGCAUUUAGAGUGCCUUAUAAUUGAUACCUAUUUUAAUAACAUUUCUUUUUAUCUUUCGGUUCUGAUUUCCAUUAGAUGUUCACAUCUGUUUCUCUUUCAAUUAAAACAUUGUCUGUCCACCACAUGUAUACAAACUCUUUGAAUAAUAUGCAUUCCUAGUUUUCAGCCAAGUGGGGGAUGUUAGUGACUGUACCAGCCCAAAGCACUUGGAUAAUCAGGGCCUCUCCUUUCCUCAUUGUCACAUCAGGAAGAGCAACUUGGUUCACUUCAGAUCCCUUCCAAAUCUGCUCCGGAGCAUGCAGUAACCACCAGUCUUACUUAUAGAAACAACUUCGGGAUAUAUUUGAUAUUCCAUUAGGAUUUUUCUGAAAGGGGCAAUAAAUUAUAUAUAUAUAUAUAUAUAUAUAUAUAUAUAUAUAUAUACAUGUAUGUAUCUCCCCAAACAUUUCCAUAGGAAGCCAUGGAUGAUGGCAUGAGUUUGCCACAUGCUAUAUGAUUUUAAAGUACCCUCCACAAAUACUGAAUACUCUGAAAGAGUUUUGAUACAGGUGUAAUAUUUUGGUUUAAUUUUAGCUUCAUGAUGGUCUGCAUGGAAGGGCAUUUGGUUUCACAUCUUCCCAUCACUAGCAGAAUAAAAUCCUAGAGACCAAACACUUGCAACGAUCAUAUUUGAGCAUCUUUUUUUUGUAAAAAAACCAAAAAACAAAAAACAAAAAUUAAAAAAAAAUGAACAAAAACAAAAAAAGAGAAAAAAUAGAAGUAUAUAUAUAAUACUAAAAAAAGAAACUAGAAGGCUACCUCAGAAUGAGACUCUCUAACCUACAUCAGAACCAGAUAGAAUGUGCACUGUGUGAGUCUAUUGUUUUCUUUUCACUUGUACCAUUGAAGGUUUAUCCAAGUGCCCGGUUGCUCAGUGCUGUGAUUUUUGUUUUAAGUGAAACAAGGGAGGUCAGAUAGGUUAUUGUGUCAUCUAGACAUGCCAUUUUGGACAUGUUGGAUCUAAUGGAAUAUCACACACCAGAAUGACUGGCCAGUGAGCUGUUUGUCUCUCGGCAACAAAACUGCCUGUAUGGCAGGAACAAUGACAGUAAUCCGCAAAAGAAAUGGAUGGGACGUGUCUUGCAGGAGGAUGAGGUGGGCGUUACUCCAGAAUCAGGAGCUGGUCCUAGAACUAACUCCCCACUGUCACUGAUGUGCAUUCCACUCUACUUUGCUUUAUGACCAUUCAAGUUUAAUUUCCCAGGCAAACAUCAGUAUCUACCAUUACCAUAGACAUCAAAGUUUCCAGUUAUUUUCAUCAUCAUAACCAGUACGGUGCUAUUAUUUACCUAUGUAUGUGUAGUUAUGUAUAAUUUUGUAAUUAGUUACAAUGGUAAAAUAUCAAAUAUAUAAAAGUGAUUUGUACAGAACUUUAUUUUAGCUCUUUUUUAAAAAUGGUUUGCAUGGUUAGACAAGGCAAGGACAGCCAGGGGAGGGAAGGGCCUCUAGGGAACUUCGCACUUUCUACACCUUUGUACUAUGCACUGCCCUAUUGAUUCUACACCCAAUAAUGUUAUUACUUGAACCCAUCUGUAAGGAACUGCUUCAGAAGUUCAUUUAUGUGUCUGUGGAAAACAACACAUCACAGCAGGAAAGGAAAAAAUGCCUAGUAGCACACACAGUUUUUUUCUUUCCUGUUGAGUUUUGGGUUAGCUUUGUUUCAGUCUUUCUUGUCAUUUUAAAAUUCCCUUCCCAUUUUUUCUCCUUUGGUUUUGAUUUCCAUUGGGUAUAUGGGUGCCCUGAUACUCCAGCAGAGGUCAGAAGGCUACAGAUCCAUCCUAUCCAUCCGUUACAUGGCUUUGCCAUACAAGCUUGGAGUGUCUUUACAAAGAUAACAGUUGUGUUCUUUGCUCUCGUUUUGGAUGCAUAGACUGAAAAUUCAAAAAAAAAUAACUUGUAAAAUGGCUUGUUAAAAAAAUACAAUUACCUCUAAUUAGUAGUACGCGUAAGUGUUUUACAGAAUGAAAGGCGUGCUUUUUAUUUUCUUACUUCGUUACAUUGGUGGCGAAAGAAGUCUGUAUGAAAAUCAGUUCUUUGCUGACACAGGUUCCAUUUGUUACAAAUGAAUUCUAAUAAAAAUGUCAGUGUUAUGCAG
Messenger RNA from Mus caroli (Ryukyu mouse), 10350 nucleotides. NCBI's taxonomy places the organism in Eukaryota, Metazoa, Chordata, Mammalia, Rodentia, Muridae. The record is from RefSeq and is a predicted model, not a curated record.